Podospora anserina S mat+ is the source of this 654-nucleotide messenger RNA. RefSeq lists its product as uncharacterized. The record is from RefSeq and is a predicted model, not a curated record. NCBI's taxonomy places the organism in Eukaryota, Fungi, Ascomycota, Sordariomycetes, Sordariales, Podosporaceae. The coding region runs from base 1 to 654 and encodes 217 amino acids. The transcript is spliced from 2 exons.
AUGGGUCUUUUACAACUGGCAGCAACCGUGUUGGCUCUGGGCAGCAGUGUCCAGGCUGCCCCAGCGCACGAGAUUGCUCCCCGUCAAGCGAGCGUCAAAUACUGCGAUCCUGUAUCCACCAUUUGCUAUUCCGAGUGGAUUUCACCAGAGAGAAUUGCGUUCCGCACUGCCAUUCCCGAGAAUGCCACUGCCACGGCCGACUUUGAUGUUCUGGUCCAGCUUCAAGCACCCAAAUCUGUUGGGUGGGCUGGUAUCGCGUGGGGUGGCACCAUGGUCAACAACCCCUUGACUGUUGCAUGGGCCAAUGCUGCGACGGUUGUCGUUUCUUCCCGCCGUGCUACAGCAAGAACCUACCCACAGCCAUGGACUGGCGCCACUUAUACGGUUCUCGGCGGCACCGUUGCCAAUAGCACCCACUGGACUGUCAACUUCCUUGCCAAGGGCGUCUCGAACCUGGGGACAUCCAGACUCAACCCCUCCAGCACGGCUGCCAGCAUUGCUUAUGCCCAGUCCAACCAGGGUCCGUCAAGCCCAUCUGACCCAGCCAGCCGCUUUGGAAUCCACAACACGCGUGGAAAGUUCUCGCACAACCUCGCUCUGGGCAAGAUUAGCAACUUUCGUGCUGCGGUAGCUCAGUUGGCCUCCGAGGCAUAA